ACGACAACAACGUUAAAAUAUUAGGAAUAUAUCAGAGGAAAGAAACUUGCAAUGGCAUUUUUGUUUCUCUGUGUAUUUUAAACCCAAUACUAUCCCGCCUACUCUUUCACAGAGUUCUUUUUCAAUUCUUUCUUACAUCCUUUGCUUUGUGAAGAUACAGGGCUCAAGUUCAGUCUCGAUCUUUUAUAGAGAAAGUUUUCUCAAGAGGAUAGAACUUUUGGGUCCAGUUACCUGCCUAGUUUCUGUUUAAUGCUUCGUGUUGCUCUUAUUUAAGGCCAAGGCAAGUAAAUAUGAAAAGGGAAAAUGUACUUCCUUCUAAUUUUAGGCAUGGUAAUGGUCCCAUAACACGAGCAGCUGCCUUGCGUGCUUCUGGGACGAUGCCACCUUUAAAGGCACCAACAAAACAAGAUUGGAAAAGGAAUUUGCGAACAAACAGAAAAAGAGCAGCCUUAGAUGAGAACAGUACUAGCAGACCUGAUAAUGCAGAUAAUCAAUGUAAGAGGAGAGCAGUGCUUCAGGAUGUCACAAAUGUUUGCUGUGAGAAUUCGUAUACGAGUUGCUUCAGUGCAACUAAAAUUCAGGCUAAGGUAGCCAAGCAGGCUAAAAAGGUUCAGCUUGAUGUAUCAAAAGUUGCCCCUUCAAGUGCCUCAGAACACCCACGUCUUAAAGCUAGUUCAAAGAAAAAGAUUGUUUGUCGAGAAGUAAAAAUAGAACCUUAUUCUGAAGUUGCAUCCUCAACUACUUCGGAAAAAGACGUACCUUCUCAGCCCAGUGGCACAGGGGAGUUUGGCACAGAUGAUCCUCAGCUUCCUAAUCUGUGUUCAAUAGUGCCUUCCCAUCCCCAUCAUUCUCCAAAAAAAGCUGAGAAAUGCAACGUUUCUGAGAAUUGGAAGGCAUCAAGUGAUCCAGAAUUUAUAGACAUUGACAGUGAUCACAAGGAUCCUCAACUUUGCAGCCUCUAUGCUGCUGAUAUCUAUAACAAUUUACGUGUUGCUGAGCUUGUCCGAAGGUCUCUUCCUACUUUUAUGGAAACAGUACAACAAGACAUUACUCAAAUAAUGAGAGGGAUUUUAGUUGAUUGGCUUGUUGAGGUAUCUGAGGAAUAUAAGCUGGUGCCAGACACACUUUACCUUACAGUAUAUCUCAUAGAUUGGUUUCUCUCUCAAAAUUACAUUGAGAGACACAGGCUUCAACUACUCGGUAUCACUUGCAUGCUAAUUGCUUCCAAAUAUGAAGAGAUUUGUCCGCCACAUGUGGAAGAGUUUUGCUUCAUCACUGACAACACAUACACAAGCAUAGAGGUGUUAAAGAUGGAGACUCAAGUGUUAAUUUUUUUUGGCUUUCAGAUAAUUGCUCCUACUGCAAAAACUUUUCUGAGGAGAUUUUUACGUGCAGCACAGGCAUCAUACAAGAACCCUAGUUAUGAACUGGAGUUCCUGGCUGAUUACCUAGCAGAACUGACGUUAGUUGACUACAGUUUCUUGAAUUUUCUUCCUUCUGUCAUUGCUGCAUCAUCUGUAUUUCUUGCCAGAUGGACGUUGGAUCAGACAAGCCAUCCAUGGAGUCCAACUCUAGAACACUAUUCUUCUUACAAGGCGUCGGAUCUUAAAACUACAGUUCUUGCACUGCAAGGUUUACAAUUGAACACCAAAGGGUGUCCUCUGAAUGCGAUACGCAUGAAGUAUAGGCAACCAAAGUUUAAAUCUGUGGCGGCCUUGUCUUCUCCGAAACUGCUUGAAACUCUAUUCUGAAGAUAAACACAGUGGUUCCACGUUUUUGAAAGUGGUUGCUAACAUAAACACAUCUAAAGCGAAAUUCCUCCUGGGAUUUAUCAUUUCCUUCACGAGAUUGUACCCGGAACGUUUUUACUCGUUAUAUACAUUUCUAAUAUCUUUUUUUUGUCCCCUAAAUCUGUGUAUAGAUUUUCAUGACAUCUAUCAGGUUUUGGUACUUCCAACUCUGGUAAUUUGAAGGAAAUAUCUUGUCUACAAAUAGGGCUAUGUCAUGCUACUACAGAUUUCAGAAUAACCAUCAAUAUAUCUUUCUUUUGCA
Molecule: messenger RNA, 2052 nt
Organism: Populus trichocarpa (black cottonwood)
Lineage: Eukaryota; Viridiplantae; Streptophyta; Magnoliopsida; Malpighiales; Salicaceae
Product: cyclin-A2-4
Exons: 13
Coding region: 291-1751 (486 amino acids)
Biological process (GO): regulation of cyclin-dependent protein serine/threonine kinase activity; mitotic cell cycle phase transition
Cellular component (GO): cyclin-dependent protein kinase holoenzyme complex; nucleus; cytoplasm
Molecular function (GO): cyclin-dependent protein serine/threonine kinase regulator activity
Source: RefSeq, a predicted model, not a curated record